Messenger RNA from Pelobates cultripes (western spadefoot toad), 35472 nucleotides. NCBI's taxonomy places the organism in Eukaryota, Metazoa, Chordata, Amphibia, Anura, Pelobatidae. The record is from the annotation of a GenBank genome assembly.
UUUCACUUCCCCUCUGAUCCUAGUUGAGCUGCUUGUUCAGAGAGCUUGCAGUGUUUGACUUGCUUGCAACACGGGAACAUUACUGUUGAGCUUGCCGAUGUGACGAAGGUUUUCUUACAACCUAAGGUGACUCAUAGAAGCCAGAGCUUGCAAUAAUUUAUGGCACCGAGGAAUCAUAACAGCAAAAGAAAGGUUUGCUUACAAUUCUUUUGUAGCCUUCAGCAAUAUUACCGACACAUAUAAAAAUCUGUUACAGCCGUGGACAAUCCUCGAAACAUAUUUAGAAGUUACUUACAGCUUUGGACAACACAAGAGAAAAAUUAGUUUGUGAAAUUUGGAAAUAACAGAUCGUCAAAGAAAAAGAAGAAUGAACAGAUCUAAAUGCUUUGGUAAAAUAAAGAAAAAGCUGGAGGAAGCCAAAAACAGAUGGGCUAGAAUUACAAAAGUAGAAUUUAGCCACAAUGAGAGUGCUCGUUUGGCAACUGACGCCCUUUUGGAUGGGGGUCUUGAAGCCUACCAGAAAGUUCUCAAUGAUGAAGGAGAAGUGGACUUUCUUUCUGAAGAAGAAGUCAAGUACAUAAAAGCCAAUGCCAAAGAGCCCUACUACGCCAACGAUUUUCUUUCGGAUGGUGACUCGGAGCCUGUAUCAAAUGGAAACCAUUCAGACGAGUCCGAAUGUUUUUACCCCAUGAAUUCAGAUAACAGUGAAUCCAAAACACGAUUACACAACUGGAGCUCCGAGGAUAAGCCGUAUCUCAAAGACAAGUCCAGUGCUACUGUCUACUUCCAAACUGAUAAGAGUAACAAUAUCCGAGAAAGUAUUAGGAGAUGUAUACACAAGACAACGCAGGUACAAUAUGUAAAUGUACAUAUAAUAUAUAUUUAAAUCAAAUCGUGCACUGUGUCUAUGGGGCAUGAUCGAUGGCAAGGAUAAUUAUAGAUGCUGGGGUAGUUUGAAAUACUUUCAAGUGGGUGUCAAUCUUCAGCGCAAAAUUAUUGAGGCUGUUCAUUUCUUUUCCAGAGUCUCUUAUUUGUCGGAUCAAAUCUGGACAGUCUGAUAUGACCCACAAACAGAAGACUUCGUUAUGAUAGCUAUGAUAUGUUCUGUUGUGUAGAAGUAUAGAAUAUUUGUGGAUACUUUAAAAUAAAUCAGCAAAAAGAAUAAUAUAUUGCAUAUUAUAGUCCACAUAUGCCCAUAACUGACUGUGGCAGGUCUAGCACUCUUAUUAAUUCAAAGAAGUGAAAAUUUAGUAUUGGUAUAAAGAAAGCGCAUGUCACGCUAGAACAAUAAGUUUUUUGUUGGUGUAUGUAAUAUGUAGAUCUUCGCUACGGCUUUACACUGAAGGGUGAAUUGUCAAAAUAAUUCCAAAGUGAAUUUCAAACGUCCAUCCAGAAUAACUUAACUAAAAACAAAGAUGACUUUGAGAAUGUUUCCCGUUCAUCAAUUAUGUUCUAAAAUGUAAAAUUCACUUAGAAUUCCUAACAUGACAUUCUUUAGUAAAUACUAAGUGUGUGUCCAAACAUAGACAUGUGUGUCUGUUCCAUGCAAAGUGCUAUACUAAUCUACAUGUGUACUCUGUUGCCAUUAAAAGUGGCAGUAAAGCAGGUUAUGAGUUAGAAAUCUAAAAAAUAAUCUCGUAGAGCUGCAUCGCUUAAAUCAGAGGGCAGGUCCUGCCUAACGAAUAUUGACAGUCACACAGAAAAGUCAUUGUUUGAAAACACAUAAAAACUGCUAACAACAUGUUUGGGUCUUAAGUCAAACUGCUUACGUAAAAAGAGAAAAAUCAUGCAAGCAGUAAAGUAAGGUUAAAGGACCACUAAAGUGCCAGGAAAACAUACUCGUUUUCCUGGCACUAUAGUGCCCUAUAGUGACGCAACCCUCAGGGUCCCCCUCCCGCCAGGCUCUGGGGGGAGGAAGGGGUUAAACUUACCUCUUUCUCCAGCGCCGGGCGGGGAGCUCUCCUCCUCCUCCUCUCCGCCUCCUCUCCUCCUCUUCGACUGAAUGCGCAUGUGCGGCAGGAGCCGCGCGCGCAUUCAGCCAGUCCAUAGGAAAGCAUUCACAAUGCUUUCCUAUGGACGCUGGUGUCUUCUCAAUGUGAAAAUCACAGUGAGAAGCGCGGAAGCGCCUCUAGCGGCUGUCAAUGAGACAGCCACUAGAGGCUGGAUUAACCCUAAUAUAAACAUAGCAGUUUCUCUGAAACUGCUAUGUUUAUAGAAAAAAGGGUUAACCUAGCUGUACCAGGCACCCAGACCACCUCAUUAAAGGACCACUAUAGUGCCAGGAAAACAUACUCGUUUUCCUGGCACUAUAGUGACCCCCUCCCGCCCGGCUCUGGAAAGGGGAAAGGGGUUAAAACUUACCUUUUUCCAGCGCUGGGCGGGGAGCUCUCUUCCACCGAUCCUCCUCUUCUCCGCCCCGUCGGCUGAAUGCGCACACGCGGCAAGAACUGCGCGCACAUUCAGCCGGUAACAUAGGAAAGCAUUCAUAAUGCUUUCCUAUGGACGCUGGCGUGCUCUCACUGUGAAAAUCACAGUGAGAAGCACGCAAGCGCCUCUAGCGGCUGUCAAUGAGACAGCCACUAGAGGAAAUAGGGGAAGGCUUAACCCAUUAAUAAACAUAGCAGUUUCUCUGAAACUGCUAUGUUUAUGAAAAACUGGGUUAACCCUAGCUGGACCAGGCACCCAGACCACCUCAUUAAGCUGAAGUGGUCUGGGUGCCUAGAGUGGUCCUUUAAGCUGAAGUGGUCUGGGUGCCUAGAGUGGUCCUUUAAAAUAGAGCCAUAAAACUUCUCCUACUCAGCUGUAGAAGCAGUGUCUUUAAGGCAGCGUGAUACAUAGUUGAUUGUCUUGUCCAGAAAAUGAAUUAACAAGAAGGUCUCUCUUUCUCCCUCUCUCUCUCUCUCUCUCCUCCCUUUAAUUCUGAAUAAAGGGAUUCUGUAGUCCGGAAUUUUAGGUUCCCUUCUCUCCGUCACCUUUUUGUUCACCCCCUUUGGUAUUAAAAAUGUAAAUUCAUAAAGUUUACUCAUAGAGAAACAAUGUAUUAGAAGUAUGCAUGCGCGAGCAAACGCUGCGCUCCUCCAAUCAAGUGCCGCUGUCAGCUAUUUGAUGCCAGGACCGAGUUCCACUCGAUCCUGUAGGAGGAAUCGCCACUCGUGGUUGUCAGGAAGAUAGCCACUAGAGGUGGAUUUAACCUUUAAUGUAAACAUUGCUGUUUCUGCUAAAUGAUAGAGCCACUGCGCCCAGACCACUUUAUAGAGAUGAAGUGGUCUGGGUGACUUCCGUGAUCCUUUUGUCAUGAGAUGACCUUAGGUGGCCAUCUAGAGCCUUGCGGUAAGUCUGCGGCCCUGGAACAAUUAAUUUGCUUGGCCAUAUUCACCUUCCAUUUGUGAAGAAUGAAGGGGGGCUCCAAACCAUUACCCUUCCCACGACCAACUCUGUCUGUCUCUCUGCAAAUCUCUCCUUUCAAAUCUCAUCUUUGUAUCCCUCAUCUUCCCCAUCUCUCUUCCAUCGCCCUAUCUACCCACAUAUAUCUCUAAUCUACUUACAGCUAUUUCCCUCUCUCUUACCUUACCCUUUUUCUUUAUUUUGUACCCACUUUUCAGCAUUCCACACAAACAAGAUAUGACAUGUAGUCCUUUCAAUGUCACAAAAAAGACAUCACCAACAUCUAUAGGGUUAAAGAGAGGUCAAAGCCAUUACCUUGGGGUGAAAAGCUAUGGCUCAUCAUUUAAACCACAAAGCUUAGAUAGAUGUUAGUAAACUUUCUGAGAAUGAUCUCAGUAAACAACAAAAUAAACCGCCCAUUUGAACCCCUUUAUGAUAGACAAUGAUUCAGAGCCGGCACAAUAUCACAGGAUCCUUCGAUGCUCCCCGGUGGACCGGUGACUCUCAAGCCGCAGCUCUUGCUAUUCAUUGGCCGAGAGCGGCAUCUGCUAUCUCUCAGCCAAUGACUGACUUUAUAACGUUGCACAUAUAGACUCCAGGCACCAUCACUGAAGUUGUUAUGGUGCUUGCAAUAAUCCUUUAACUCCUAGUUAAUGAUAACUCCAUUAAUGAUAAGCAAGUCUUAAAUUAUUAUUCUUUUCAAGAAUUUGAUGUAUUCUACUAUUAGACUGUAUAUAGGCUGUUUACAAUCUUCUGGUAUACGUAAGCGAAAUGACUAAGUGGCCUAUUUACUAAACUCAACAGCGUUGUGUCUCAUGCACAAACAGAAAGUUAUCCCGUUACCGAAUCUGUUUUCCCAGACUCAUUUUCUCUUGGCAGGAGUCUGAAAGGACAGAUAUGGUUUCUGUUAUGUGAAGUGACACAUUAAUGUUGUUUGAAUAUGUUGCAGAAACUUUUCUUUUACCAUUAGGAGAGCUAAUUAACUCUCUGAUACAGAGCAACUUUCUGAUCCAUGCACAUAAGGCAAUAAGACUGAGCAUCCAUGAGUACCGCAGGCUCAACACACAGCAGAGAGGAUGAGGUCCACCGGUACUGCUCAGAUAGCUGGUGACCUCAUUGCUCUAUGAACGUAUUGCAAAAAACAGGAAAAAAGUUUAAAUGAUUUUGACCCAAUAUCUCUUUAAAUGGUGGCACAGUGAAAAGAGGGAAAAAGAAGGAAGGAGAUUGUAAAUGUGGCAACGUCAAAAUAGUUAUGGUCAAAACCUUUCUGCUUUUUACACUGAAGACACUUUGAUAAAUUUGACACUGUGUUGAAAUCGACAUGCUGGGACAUUUCUUUACUUUCUUUACUUUCUUGUUAAUGUCACUGCUUUUGAACUGGGAAAUCCAGGUUUAAAUUCCAGUCUGGCCGCCUCAUCAGUCAAUGUCUUUGAGCAAUAAACCUAGCGAUAUAUAUCUGCCUUCCUUAAACCCUCCUAGAUUGUAAGCUCAUUUUAGCCAGGUCUUCUUUACCUCUAAAUAACCCCUUUGUAUAAUUGGAAUGCGCCGAGGCAUAGGUCGGUGCUAUAUAAAUGCAAAUAACAAUGCAUAAAUAUAUAAACUAUAUAAGUGAAGUUGCAAAAAAGUUCAAUUUGAGCAAAAAAAUUCAUCUAUUUUUCUCAAUUAUUUACAAUUUGUUAUUGGCACCAGUUGUUCUCACAUGUUUUUGUCAGAGGCUCAAACUAUGUGCUUGUCACUUUUUGGGUGGCUCUUUCUUCAACUUUAAAAUUUCCUCACUCACCCAAUAUUCCUCUGUAAUAAUAUUUACUACAAUGCAAUCUAUUCCACACAUUGCCCUCAGUGUCAGAGGGGGUUCCACUGCACGUCAAUAAAUAAUUUAUAAUGGGAAGACGGUAGUGGCAUGCUUAUUAUAAUGUGCUUGUUCUUAGACCCUCUGAUAUAGAAUGGAGUACCAGUUUUAGGGGCAAUACUUUACUAAACCAUGAAUUGUUGGAAAUUGACCAAUAAAUUGUACAUUUUAAGCUCAAUAACCAAACUGAAACAAAAUUGCCAAGUCAGUUAUGUUUCCAGCUUGGAUAGUUUGGCUUAGAAUUUACAUCUAUCUGAUGAGUUGCAGUCAAGUCACAGUUUAGUAAAUAUAGUGAUCCUGUAGUCAGCACUGCUGCAGGGUUUGUUAUUCAAUGAGUCUUCACAUAUAAAGCGGAAAUGUGCAUCAAGGUUUCAUAAUCAACUUUCACACAUCACAUCGGAGUUCAUUGUUUACGCCAUAUGACACAUCGGAGACUCAAAUGAACUCGUGUACCUUUCAGAGGUGAGAUUGGGUAAUAGACUUCCUCACACCUGGCUCUCCUAAUCCCAUCACUCACUGGGAGAGAAUAUCAUAUGUUGUCAGAGAUUAGCCCAAUUGUAUCAGAGCAUCGGCCACACAGACUGAAAUAAUAAUGGUUUGUGUUUAAAGAUUUUUUUUGCUUCUGUUUAGUUUUCAUUCGACACCCAGGACUAAGAUGCAACUCACAGAAUACUGACACACUAACGCACUGCUUUGGACAACAAAGGACUCCAUUUAAUAUUUCUGGAUAUUUUCAAACAACGUAGUAUUUUUGGAUAAACGUUUAAAAUGAUUUUCUUCAAACUAUAUAUAUAUAUAUAAAACAAUUAUUAAAAUAGUUUUUCAAAUAUUAAAUCAUUUAAAAAGUUUACCCAAAAAUAUCAGAUCAAGGCCAUAAGAAAUUAUUUUACUAUCAAUUAUACAAGAUGCACUAGUGCUUUACUUUUAUUAAGAGAACAUAUUCGCCUUAUUCCCAUUGUGCAUCCUACUGCCUUCUCUUCAGCAGGUAAACGGUGCACACAAACCCGGCCACCCACCUGAUCUGAUAGACAAUGUGAUGGAUCAGACCAGGCAACCUUCUUCCAUUGCUCCAUGGUCCAUUUCUGACACUCAUGUUCUGAUCUAGCCAUCACUGCCUGGCCCUUGUCAUAGUCACUCAGAUCUUUUCGCUUGCCCAUAUCUCCUGCUUCCGAAACAUGGCAAUCAAGAACUGACUGUUCACUUGCUGUCUAAUAUAUCUCACCCUUUGACAGAAGCCAUUGUAACAAUGUAAUCAAAUUUAUUCAAUUCACCUGUCAGUGGUUUUAAUGUUGUGGAUGAUCAGUGUAUUUAACGAUAAAAAAAUAUUAAUGUUGUGGCUGAUCAGUGUAUAACAUCAUUUGGAUUUUUUCCUCUUAUAAUGGUCCGUGAAAUGUACUAAACUUUGAUAAGCUGAAUUUCAUUACUGUAAAAAAAAUGCAAUAGCAUCUGUAUAUUUAUCACAGCAACUGUAGUGCUAGUCUGGGGCAAACCGUUAAAUGCUAAGAGGCAUUCUACAGGUUUCCAUGGUGAUUCUGCACUUUGCCGCAGAAUCGCGUGUGUUUUAUCCAUAUAAUAAUGGCACUAUGUAUAACAUCAUUAAAGGAAGGCGUGUAUAACUCGGGGGCCCAUGAGCCACAUGUGCCCCUGAACUGCUUGUAAGUUUGCACAGUUGCUGCCAGGGCUGCCGGCAGCGAGGGAGCCCAUUACUAACUAUGUUCUUUCUGCACAGCUCCCUCGUGCACCCAGCAGUGACCUGGCAGCUGGGAAACUAUGUAAUCUCAGCAUCGGCAUCACUACAGGGAGUGCGAGGGAUCUGUGCAGGAAGAGCACAAAGAUGCCAGAGGAAACCACUGGCCACAAGGGAGAGGCUCUACUCCAGCCCCCCAAUUGCAAAGUAUUGAGCCUGGGUGGACCGCUUAAUUAUUAAAUGUGUUUGAAUAUGAUUUUUGUGUGUAUGCCAGUAAUUAUGUGUGUAUGUAAUUGUGUGUCUCUGAUUGUGUUUGUGUAGGUCUCUGAUUAUGAUUGAUUAGUGUGUGUCUAUGUAUGUGAUUGUGUGUAUAGGUCUGUGAUUGUGUGUGUGUGAGUCUGUGAUUGUGUAGGUCUGUGAUUAUGUGUGAUUUUGUGUGUGUGUGUGUACAUCUGUGAUUCUGUAUAUAGGUCUGUGAUUGUAUGUGUACGUGUGUGGGUCUGUGAUUGUGUUUGUGUAUUUCUGUGAUUAUGUGUAUUAUUGUGUGUAUAUAUGUGUGUGUAUAUCUUUGAUUGUGUGUAUGUCUAUGUAUAUGUGUGUGUUUGUGUGUAUAGGUCUGUGAUUGUAUGUGUGUGUGUGGGUUUGUGAUUUUGUGUGUGUGUGUGUAUAUCUAUGUGUGUGUAUAUAUGUGAUUAUAUGUAUGUAUGUGAUUGGUUGUGUGUGUGGGUGUGUGUGUUUUUGUAUAAACUUGUGUAUGAAACAUAGAAACAUACAAUGUACGGCAGAUAAGAACCAUUCGGCCCAUCUAGUCUGCCCAAUUUUCUAAAUACUUUCAUUACUCCCUGGCCUUAUCUUAUAGUUAGGAUAGCUUAUGCCUAUCCCACGCAUGCUUAAACUCCUUUACUGUGUUAACCUCUACCACUUCAGCUGGAAGGCUAUUCCAUGCAUCCACUACCCUCUCAGUAAAGUAAUACUUCCUGAUAUUAUUUUUAAACCUUUGCCCCUCUAAUUUAGGACUAUGCUUAGUAGAUAGCUCCCUAAUUUGGUAUCCUUAAAUAUGGCAAAUCCCACAGAAAGAUAAAAAAGAAAUACGGGAGUUAUCUACUAAACACAUGAAAUAUUCAAAUUAAUUAAAAAAGAAAAGGGAUUUUGAUGUUUUAUUAUAUAAAUGAAUUAUAUUAAAUAUUUUAUGUGCAGUUCGAGACAAUUGCUCUUUGCUAAAUGUGGUCUGGAGAAGCCAAAGGUUGGACACCUAUGAUUUGAAGCCUUUUUCAUUUAGAACAUUUAGAAUCUAUCAGAUAUACAGAAAUUGAGAAGUUUCCUUUGGGAAGUGUUUGGGCGAGUUGUGUUUUCUUUUCUUAUUUUCGUUUACUUUUCUUUUUACGUAUUAAGCCGAAUUCACGUUGCCUUGCACAUAUUUUCUAAUUUAUGUUUUCCUUGCCCAUAAAAAAUACAGUUCCAUACAUUGUAUAAGACUCAUGGCUCCAACAUGUUGAAAUUUGAGCUGUAUUUGUUUACAGAACGCCUGCAGGGCAUAUUGGUGAAGGACUAGAGCCCUUACAAUAUGUAUGUAUCUAGAAUUACAGGUAGGUGCUGUCAUGUUACUCAGGGUGAGGACAAUCCCUGCAGGGAGAAUAAAAAAUGCUUGUAUAGAAAUGUUACGUUCUUAACGGCAGCUCUCGUGAAAAUGUAGCUUUUGAUACUUUGUAUUAUAAUUAUUUAUUAUAUUAACAUAUGAUCCUUACUGUCUUAGUACGGUAAAGAAUGCCUACAAGCUCUCAUCUAUCACACACGCAUAGAGACAAAUGUGUUAAAAAUAACAUAACAACAACAAACCUUAAAGAGACACUGUAGCGCACAAACCUGUAUUCCUAACGCCUUAGUUUCCUAGUCCCUAGUUAGUUUAGAGAACACCCCCACCCCAACCGUUUGCAAUACAAAUUGUUCAAAAAUUGUUUUUACUUUUUCCAGUGCCAAGACUCCCUCGGUUCUGAUCAUUUACCUGUGAAUUCUUAUUUAAUGAUAUCUCAGAUGGCUGAUUUGUUCGGACAUUGACUAGAAGGAAUUUGGUUCAUUUGUACUAGGCUAAGCGUAUUUGAUCACAGGUCUGCCAGGCACAUCAUAAUAGUUAGUGAAUCUAGUUAAGCAUGUAGGUGCACAAUCAAAUAACCGAGAAUCAAUCAGUCAUACAGUGUGUGCGAGGCAGAGAGUGUCUGUGUGUUUAAAAAGCUAAGAAAGAGUGUGUAUGUGAAAAUGCUUAAAAAUAUUAUGUAUGUGUAUAAAAGGGAGGCAUGGAUCAAAGAGGAUAAAAAAUAUAACAGAGAGAGAUGGGGAAACAGUAUGCGAGAGAGAUGGGGAGACAGCAUGUGAAAGAGAUGGAGAGAAAUGCAGAAGGCAGAUGCUCAUCACCUGGCAGGGUAGGAUGCUGGACCAGGUAAGCAGGCUAAUCACUGCACAUUAAGGUGGAAUAUGGCCAGGCCUACAGCGGGCUGUGGUGGUUAUGAUGCUUGGAAUGACCCACUAAAUCCUUCUGUUUCUGUAGAUUUGAGACUAAUUGUUUCCCCAGCAGCGGUGGCUUGCGUACGUUAUCAGCUCUAACAGGUUAGGACUCAUUAUUAUUAGUAGUAUUAUUAUUAUAUUUAUAUAGCGCCAACAAAUUCCGUAGCGCUUUACAAUGGGUGGACUAAAAAACAUGUAUAUGUAACCAGACAAGUGUGACGCACAGGAACAGAGGGGUUAAGGGCCCUGCUCAAUGAGCUUACAUGCUAGAGGGAGUGGGGUAAAGUGACACAAAAGUUAAGGGAAUUAUUAGGGAAGUAGAUUGGUAGCAUAGUAUUCAAGGGAGACUUAGUGAGGGUUUUUGUGGAGCUAUUAACAGUUUAAUUGAAAUGAUUUUCUGAAAAAGUGUGUUUUUAAUAAUUUUUUGAAGGAGUGGAGACUGGGUGAGCGUCUAAUGGAGAAGGGAAGGGAGUUCCACAGGAACGGUGCAGCCCUAGAGAAGUCUUGAAGAGGAGCAUCAGAGGUGGAGUACGAACAGAGGAUAGAUGCAGGUCUUCGGCUGAGCAUAGGGUCCCAGACAGAACAUACUUGUGUAUUAGGGAGGAUAGAUAGGUGGGAGUAGCAUUAUGUAGAGAUUUGAAAGCAAGAACCAUAAUUUUAUAUUGAGCCCUAUAUCUUACGGGAAACCAAUGUAAAGACUGACAUAGGGGUGAGGUGUGGGUAAGAGAUCUAGUGUAUGUCUGGAAUGUAAUGUGUUUAAGAUGCAGUAUGUGUGUGAGGAGUGCAGUGAGUGUGUGAGCAGUUCUGUAGCAUAUAUACAUAUAUGUUUGAAAGUAUUGUGUGUGUGUGUGUGAGUGUGUGUGAGUGAGUGAGUGAGUGGUGCAGUGUGUAUGUGUGAGGUGUGCAGUGUGUGUGUCAAGGGUGUAGUGAUGGGUGCAGUGUGUGGGCCUCUCCUAACUUCUAGUAGCUUGUCACGGACAAGACGAGGUCUGGACGGUUCAAUUCUGUUCGAGCUAAUGGGUUACAGGUAAUUGAGGCGUCUGUCUGCUGUGGGUUCAUGGUUUCAUAUAUCAAGAUUUGAGGCUUUAUAAGCUGAAGUUUACUCGACGUUUGCAGGAGCUACUGAAACACAGAUCUGGUCAUGUUUGACAUCAGGCCUCGGCCCCCCUUUUUUUAGAUAUUUUAAUAUGUUGAAAGGUCUAUCCAACAAUAGUAAAUCAUGUGGAAAGCGUAUACAACAAUAUUAAAUAGAGGCCCGUGGAUAAGAAGUUUUCCAAAUGAUUCAAUGCUGUUAGAAAUUUGUUUUCAAAUCCGUUAUCUGCAGAAGUUAUCAUUAAAGUAUAUGGGAAUGUUUGUAGAUAUUGAAUCAUUUGGAGAGUUUAUUAAAAAACCAUGUCUACGUAAGGAUACAUCUGGUCUUCAACACACUAUUUCCCACGAAUUAGACCAACCACUGGAUAAACCAUCACACACAAUCUACAUUUUCUUAUUUACUCAAUGCUUUUAACAGCAACAGAAUAAAAGAAAGUCAGUAGAGUAGAAGUAGUUAAAUUAAUUCCUACAUCCUUCCUCCUCUCUUUCCCCUUCCUUUUAUCCUGUCCCUCACCUCCUUUAGCAAUAUAUUAAUAUACAUCUCCAUGUUUGGAAAGGCCCUAACUUGUUCUGCACUUCUCUGUGCCUUACAUGAAUCGUUCAGCAUUUUAAAUGAAUGCAUUUAUUGAGGAUGCUGGAGAGUAGCCCAAGCCAAUUUCAAUCUAAUACUUAUCUUUGAGAAGCAUUGGGAGGUAGGGUGCCCAUGUUUGGCAGUAGAACACCAUGCUAGCAAUGCUUCUCGUUAAAUGCAAUGUGUGUGCUUAAAGCAAGUAAGGAAGAGCACGUUGAAAUCACUUUUAUUUCCCAUCAAUUCUCACUUUAAUAAAUAACGCUAAAGAUAAAUUCAACGUGGAUUCUACAUUUUUGGCUACAACACCUCGAGUAUUCUGCAUCUUGGCUGUGUUUUCAGGGAAUUUCAUUUUGAAUUCACUUUAAAAUUGGGUAAUAACCCUGUGGGUGUAAUCUUCGGUUCUGGGAUUUAGCACCUGAAUUAUAUACGUCUAUGUACGGGUCUAGUAAUACAGUAUUCUGUAAGUAAGAACGAAUCCAAUUCUAGCUUGAAAUGUGCGUGCUCAAUGUUUAAUACAUUUUAUUCUGCAAAGUCCUAAGGCUAUUCAGUUAAAUAUUUUGUACAUCAACUUUUGAUAAUCCUUAGUGAUUGCUUGACAGUUAUCCGUUUUCACAGAUGUGCUAAACCUAAAAAAAAUGCUUCUUAUUUUUAUUUUUGCUUCAGAGCAAGGGAAAAGGAAAGGAACUUUUUGAUCAUCUGAAGGACACGGAUAAACCGAAAACCAAAUGUCUGGGGCCCAUCAUGCUAAACACCCAAUAAUACGACUUUGAGCAUGAUUAAUAAAUAAUAUAAUAGGAAUCAUACUAUAGUCAUUAGGUUAUAUAUUGUAUAUUAAGUUAAUAUUUAUGCACAUUUAUCAAAGUGAGACUACUCUGGCCUUAAAGGAACACUGUACUCACUAUAACAACUUCAUAUAAUUGCAGUUAUAGUUAUGAUUCCAUCCUUUAAUUUGCCCUGAAACGUUUUAUUUUAUUAGUUGGAAGGCCUGGAAAUGUGGCUUCAAGUCACACAUCCAAGCCUUCUGGAUUGGCGAGCUCGGAAUGCAAAGUCAUGUUCCUCAUACCCAGGCUUAGCAUGAUGGCACGCUCCACAUUCAGAAUGCCAUCACGUUUUGUCAUAGAGAAUCAUUGCACCCGUGAGUGCUGAUGGCAGACUUCGUUUUUGCUCAGAAUUGACAUUAAACACCUGGAACAGAGUUCCGAGCUACCUAAGUCACGUGUGCCAGAGUUGCAACUAGACCUGCUAAAAAGAACAAAUAUCUCAGUAUGUGAAGGUUUAAAAGCAGAAACACUGCACAUACAAACACCGACCACCAUGUCCACUAAAAACAUAUAUGGUCAUGGUGGUUGGAGUAACCCAUCAAGUUUGCAUUGGUAAAUACACACAGUAAGGUGAAACAUGUCCCCCUGUCCCCGAGUUAUGGAAGUUUCCAUGAUAAUAAAAUGUACAUAUUUUUGCCAUGGUUUUGAAUUAAAGUGCUUGGCUUUAAAUGAAAAGACAUUGGAAUAGGGGGGCGGAGCCAGCGCCUGCACAAGCUGGACGUGUCUCGGUGCAGCACCGAGAGCUUGUCCCGAUUAACAAGGCUAUCUCCAGCCACUAAGUUACCUACAAGGAUCCGGUGGGUCUCCCUGGACUCCUUAACAUAUGGGGAAGAAAAGUAAAAAGUACAGAGUGGAUCUGGGCUCAGGCUCCAGAGAUAUCGGAGCGUUAAUGCAUCCGACCGCGCGGCCCGCACCUUCCAAGAUGACGCCGGCUGAGGCCUUCUCCACUCUAUCGUUGGAUUAGGACAGCCUCCAAGAUCUACCUUCUACUUCAUCCCAGGUAUGCUCCGUGCCUCGGGCAUCUCUGGAGAACGGUGAUUCUGCUCCCUCUACUAAAGCAGACAUACAAGCACUGUGGCAGCAUAUCAAAGACAUGUUUCAGGCUGAAAUGGCACUAGUCCGGGAGGAAGUUACCACACUCACUAGCAGAGUGGAAGCGGUGGAGGGAGACAUGGAAAGCACCAAACUGGCACAAUCUGCCACAGAUGCUGCUCUGGGUUCAUUACAGAAGAAAUGUGAUGAACUGACAACACAACUGGCUAGCAUAGAAGACAAGGCAAAAGCAGGCAAUGUAAGAAUACGUGACGUUCCUGACGCUAUCUCAAACACUGAAUUACCCCAUUACUGCAGGAGGCUUAUUGCCACACUGCUGCUUCCAAAACAGGCCAAACAGCUUCUGGUGGAUGCCUGCUGAUGUCUCCCAAAGGCUGCCAAAGCACUCCAAGACUCACCUACGGAUAUAUUGCUUGUUUGUACCGGACUCUGACCGAGGGGCCCUCAUGGGCGCUGUUAAAGGCUCUCCCACAGUACCCUUCGAGGGUACCCUUGUGCAGGCGCUGGCUCCGCCCCCCUAUUCCAAUGUCUUUUCAUUUAAAGCCAAGCACUUUAAUAGAUUAUUGUUCAGUUCUUUAUAGUUUAUGUGUUAUGCAUUAGGUUUCCCAUACAUCUUGGCUCCGUAAGCUUUUGGCUUGCGCAUUAGUCUAGCUAUUAACCCCUAUGUGCUCAAUUUCUUGCUUUGGGUUUUGUUUGCUAUUUAUUAUAUACUUGCAGUUAAACUAACAAAAACAUUUUAAAAAUGAAAACUAUUAUCCAUAAAGAAAAGUCGGCAAAGAAAUAUGCAAGUGGCUCUGUGUUGUUUACUAUGCUUUUUUUUGUGGUUUUUGAUUCAAUCAACUGCAGUGUUUACUGAAUAACCCUGGGUCACUUACUGUGCAACAGUAGGUAGGUCUGUGUGCUUCAUGUUAGACAAAGCGUCACCUGUGCUCACGUGAAGACAAUCUGAAGACAAAAUUCAAACUUUAUCAAUAAAGACCUGAUUUAAACACAGCUUUUUAAACAAAAUAAUGGGUUGGUGUCCUUUCCAUAAGGUCUUACUGGGGUAUAUCUAUUUCAUUUCUAUGUUGACUCCCCUGAGUGGAAUGCUUUUCUUGACGUAUUUACAUAUCUGUUUGUUACUUAAUGGAAAAAAAAUAAAACAUUUAAAAAAAAUCUUUGUUGUGUAAAACUCCUGCAAACCUCACUGUGCAAUCUAUAAGGAUAACACAGCUUUAAGAACACACAUAAUGAACUGUUGUAUUUUAUGUUUCUAAUCAUACCCAAAAGGUCAAAACGUAACAUCGUAUGGUUGGUGUCUGUCAACGCAACCAUAUCCAUGAUAUAUAAGUAUAUAUCAUGGAUUGUGAUCCAAAAGGACUAAUGACAGACACAAACCAUACAAUGUUCCGUUUUGACCUUUUGGGUAUGAUUAUAAACAUAAAAUACAACAGGUCAUUAUGUUUAUUCUUAAAGCUGUGUUAUCUUUAUAGAUUGCACAGCGAGGUUUGCAGGUGUUUAGAGCUGAUGUUGGCUUUCUGUUGAAAGCGGACUACCGAACAAAGAUUCCCACCUGCUGAUCCUGUGAAGUCAUACUGUUAAAAGAUGUAUGGGAUCAGCUCAGCAUUGCCACAGGGAACUUAUAGAACAUUAUAAUAGGCUGAGUCACUUUCUAAUCUGGUCAAAGCUUGGGAAUUUACAGCAAAUGUCGUAACUUCAAAUGUGAGGAUCUCUUUACGCCUGCAGAGGUAAAUUAUGUGAAUUCUUUCUUUUAGACACGUGUAUACGCAUGAGAUCAGAUACUGAAUUUAUAUAAAUGGAAAUAAACUCUUCACUUUGUAUAAUUUGAUUGGUCAAACAUGUUUUCUUAAAAAUGCUGAACAUCCUGUGAGACUUGUCUCUCUGAUUCACGUGGUGGCAUUGUGGGUAAUAGAAUGUCUGUGCAAGCUGGUUCUAAACCAGCAUUUUCUCUAGAACAUAGGACAAAAAGAUACUUUGACCAUUGUGUAUCUUCACACACGGAUGGUAAAAUGAUAAAUUGUUUUCUGUUCAGGUAUUAGCUAUAAUGAUGGACGAGUUCACGGAUGCUGAAAUAUUCUGCGACGUGCUCGAGGCUGCUAAUAAGAGAAAUAUAUUCGUCUACCUGCUACUUGAAGCCACCAAAGUCCAUCUUUUCAUUAAGAUGUGUGAAAAAUUGCAGGUUAAGGAUGUCCAUCUCAAGGUAUGCUGUAGAGUUAUAUAUUCCCGUAUAGUCAUAUAAUUAAUAAUUAUGCAAUAUAUAGGGGGUUUGGAGACUGGCAAAGCAAUAAUUAAAGCAGAAUUUUUCAGUCUAUUGGAAUCCUAACUCCUUAAUUUUUAAUUGUAAGGGAAAAUAACACUGUAUUGUAAUUUAGGCGAUAUGCAUAAAGCACUGGGCUUUCAGUAUUGUAGUUUAUGAUGAUGUUUCUAAUACCCAUCAAUGGUUUGAUUUUUACAAUAUGAUUAUUUUCUAUCUAUAUAUGUAUCUAUAUAUGAUAUAUGUAUUUCCUACAAACUAAUGUAGAGUUUACCGCUUGUGUAUAUUUACAGAAUGUUUGUGUUAGGAGCGUGUCUGGUGAAGUUUACUGUGCAAAAUCUGGCAAAAAAUUCUACGGUCAAAUCUGCGAGAAAUUCAUCAUAUCUGAUUGGAGAUGUGUUUUGUCUGGGACAUACAGGUAGGUCCAGUUUGACAUGAUCUGAUUAUCAACAUGUUCAUAGAUCAAUAAUAUCCCUACAUAAAUUAUAGGGUAAAUAACCCACAAGAAAUGUAACAAAUCGAAUUUUGUCUAAAAUUUGUCUGAUUCAACUAUUUGGAAGCAUCAGAAUUCCCAAAUAGCCUCAGUACGAAAACAAAACAAAACAAAAAUCAAUGUAUCCAUAAUUAAUCAAAUUGUUUCAUUUUGGAUCCAUUUGUUUUGAUAAAGAUAGCAAAUUAGGGAGCUCUCUACUAAACAACGGAAAGAGCAAAAUUGAGAAAAGGGUUUUUCUUAAUUUUAAUAUUUUGGCUCUUUAGUAUAUAGCUCCCUAAUAUGGUAUCCUUAAAUAUGGGAAGUUUUGUAGAUAACUCCAUGAAUUGGUACCCUUAUGUGGGAUUGCCAUAUUUAAGGAUCACACAUUAGGGUGCUUUUUUAUUUUUUAUUUUUUUUUACAUAUUAUUAAAAAUCUCAAUCCCAAAUAAAGAUAGCAAAUUCGGGGCUUAUUUAGUAAACGGUUGAAAGAUCAGCAGUUUAGCACUUAACUCCUUUAUUAGGUACUUUGUAGCUUUGUGACAACCAACAUAGUGAAUAAUGGCAGUUAGAUUUUAGGAAAUUAUCAACAUUUUCAUAGAAAUUUCCAUUCAUCUGAAUUCAUAUUUUCUGAAUAUCACAUAAAACCAAAGUUUGAAAAUGAAUUAAUCAAAACAGAACAAAUCAUUCCCCGUUACUGGAAUGUAAAUAUUAUUGGGUUUUAUGCCACGUCCUCUCUGUUAACUUAUAGAUAAUCCUUUUAGGCUACGCUCCAAACACUGUCCCAGAUAGAUCAGCAGUAAAUCCCAGGACGGUUAAAUUCUACAAAGUACAACAUAUCUUUUCUUCUAUACGUUUUUCAGCACUUUGGCUUGCUCAAUGUAGAGAGUAAAGUUUAUUCUGUUUAAAGGAUGUCAUGUUGGUCAUGGCAGUGGUACGUUAAUACCAGAAAAAUUCUAUACUUUCAUUGUAGCGUGGAGAAGAAUAACAUCUGUGACUACAUAAUACUUGAUGACAGAUAUGUUGCAUUUAAUUUUUUGGCUUCUUUUUUUUUUUAAAAGAGCACUAUAGGGUCAGGAACACAAACAUGUCUUCCUGACCCAAUAGGGUUAAAACCACCAUCUAGCCACCCUGGUCCCCUCAUACCUCCCUAAAUAUAGUAAAUCUUACUUGUAUUCAAGUCUGCAGCUGCAUGCUUUGUGCCUGUUUCCUUUAGACCCGCCCACUGCCUGCUGACAUCAGCAGAAGUGGUAGCCUGAUCCAAUAUCAAUGCUUCCCCAUAGGAUUGGCUGAGACUGACAAAGAGGCAGAUCAGGGGCAGAGCCAGCGCAAUUCAAACACAGCCCUGGCCAAUCAGCAUCUCCUCAUUGAGACGAAUUGAAUCAAUGAAUCUCUAUGAGGAAACUUCAGUGUCUGCAUGCAGAGGGAGGAUACACUGAAUGUUAUGAUGCAUUUUAGGCAGCCAUGACCCAGGAAGGAUCUCUAACAGCCACAUGAGGAGUGGCCAGUGAAGUUAUCACUAGGCUGUAAUGUAAACACUGCAUUUUCUCACAUGGAAUGGGCGUAACAGCUUUGUUACAAUGUAGUCACCCAUCCCAUGUGUUCCCUAUUAAGGGUUAAUAAGUAUAUAGGGGUGUAUAUAAAAAAUAUCCCUCUCUGUCUCAGUGGAGAUAUCUUUGCCAGAAGCUCAAGGAAGCAAGGUGAAGGGUCAGUGUAGGACCCGCUUAGGGUGGUCUGCCUUGACAUUGGCAGGCGGGCAUUCCAUCCAAUGACCAUUGGAGUAACUAAAUGACCUCCAUUUGUCUAAAUAUAAAUAGGGGUUAAGGAGAGAGCGAAGGUAACUUUUUUCCUUUGGUUUUUAACUAUAUAUUGGGGCUGAUGUGUACUGUGGUCGUUGCUGCCGCCCAGGAGUGAUGGGAGUGAGAGCAGGACUUAUCUUUUUGUAUUUGUAUUCACUUUUUGUAUCACACAGCUUAGUUACAAUGCAGCCGGCCAAUCCCAUGUGUUCCCUAUUAAGGGUUAAUAAGUAUAUAGGGGUGUAUAUAAAUAAUAUCCCUCUCUGUCUCAGUGGAGAUAUCUUUGCCAAAAACUCAAGAAAGCAAGGUGAAGGGUCAGUGUAGGACCUGCUUGGGGGGGGGUCUGCCUUGACGUUGGCAGGCGGGCAUUCCCUCCAAUGGCCAUUGGAGUAAUUAAAUGACCUCCAUUUGUCUAAAUAUACAUAGGGAUUAAGGAGAACGCACAGGUAACUUUUUUCUUUGGUUUUCAACUAUAUAUUGGGGCUGAUGUGUACUGUGGUCGUUGCUGCCACCCAGGAGUGAUGGGAGUGAGAGCAGGACUUAUCUUUUUGUAAUGAUUCUACUCACCAGAACAAAUUCAAUAAGCUGUAGUUGUUCUGGUGACUAUAGUGUCCCUUUAAAACACACACAUUUAAAUGACUGAAUUAAACAUUCCUUCCUAAAAUAAAUAGACCUUAUUUAAACCCUAACUACUUUUGCAAACCUGUUUACAACAACAUCUUUUUAAUGGAGAGCUAUUGUUUCAAAGCGAGCAGAUUUAAUUAAACACGAUCCACGCCAGAGAAUGUGUAGGGCGUUUUAUAAAUGCACUCCCUUUUAUGUCCCAUCUAUUCAUGUGUACAGCCAGAUUAUUAUACAAUUCUCUCUUUGCCAAUACGCGGGUAUUGUUAAUUCAUACACUGGAUCUUUCAUGGGAGGGUCUGGGAGGGAGGGUCUGCUGCUGAUUGGCUGGAAUGUGUCUGCUGACUGUGAGGUACAGGGUCAAAGUUUACUCAAUGAUGAGUCCGCGGCGAACCGUUCGUGACGAACCGUUCGCGAACCGUUUGCCGAACCGUUCGGGACAUCACUAGACCUGACCAUCCCUCCAGGCCAGCAUUAGCAUUAUCUGCUGAUCCUGUCUCCUAUUAAGCUGUUGCUUAGGGACUGAAAUCCUCAAUUUGCCUGGGAAGAGUAUAGUUUGCAAGAAAGUGCAAAACAAAUAUUUUGUACGUAUGGAAUAUUUUACUCUCAAUUAUUCAAAUCAGUUCAAAUCUCUAAAACUCAGAUAUUAUAGUGAGCACUGCUGUUCCUGAGAAAAUGUUGGUACUGAGAAAAGACCACACGGAAUGUUACUGUAUAGAUUAACGUGGGUUUAUGCCAUUGAUAAGAAUCCCCAUAUUGCGUUUCUUCUUACCGGCUACUUUUAGAUCACACCCUCUUUUCUUAUUCAGUCUAUUUUGACAUAUUUUCUAUGAUUCCUCACUAUUGUAUUGCUUUGAAAAGCUAUAUAAUUGCUUUCAUAAAACCAAUAAAACCUCGUACAAUAGAAACAUAUAAUGCUGUGUUUGUCUACUGGAAUAUUUUCUAACUGACGGCUUUGUAAAAGGACCUUAACUGUCUAAAUAUUGAACGAACAGGAAAUCCCACCAGUGAACAUCUGCAGUAUGCGAUUAGUGAAUAUUUAGAACAAGAACAAUGUACCUUAUUUACACAUUUCUAAACACUUUUAUUGUAGUUUAACCCCUUAAGGUGUGUGACAUGUCAUGAUUCCCUUUUAUUCCAGAAGUUUGGUCCUUAAGGGGUUAAAGACACAUUACUGGGAGUAUUAUUACUGUGGAGCUCUGUUAUACACUCAGACACAUUACUGGGAGUAUUAUUGCUGUGGAGCUCUGUUAUACACUCAGACACAUUACUGGGAGUAUUAUUGCUGUGGAGCUCUGUUAUACACUCAGACAUAUUACUGGAAGUAUUAUUGCUGUGGAGCUCUGUUAUACACUCAGACACAUUACUGGGAGUAUUAUUGCUGUGGGCUCUGUUAUACACUCAGACACAUUACUGGGAGUAUUAUUGCUGUGGAGCUCUGUUAUACACUCAGACACAUUACUGGGAGUAUUAUUGCUGUGGAGCUCUGUUAUACACUCAGACACAUUACUGGGAGUAUUAUUGCUGUGGAGCUCUGUUAUACUCAGACACAUUACUGGGAGUAUUAUUGCUGUGGAGCUCUGUUAUACACUCAGACACAUUACUGGGAGUAUUAUUGCUGCGGAGCUCUGUUAUACACUCAGACACAUUACUGGGAGUAUUAUUGCUGUGGAGCUCUGUUAUACACUCAGACACAUUACUGGGCGUAUUAUUGCUGUGGAGCUCUGUUAUACACUCAGACACAUUACUGGGAGUAUUAUUGCUGUGGAGCUCUGUUAUACACUCAGACACAUUACUGGGGUAUUAUUGCUGUGGAGCUCUGUUAUACACUCAGACACAUUACUGGGAGUAUUAUUGCUGUGGGGCUCUGUUAUACACUCAGACACAUUACUGGGGGUAUUAUUGCUGUGGAGCUCUGUUAUACACUCAGACACAUUACUGGGAGUAUUAUUGCUGUGGAGCUCUGUUAUACACUCAGACACAUUACUGGGAGUAUUAUUACUGUGGAGCUCUGUUAUACACUCAGACACAUUACUGGAGUAUUAUUGCUGUGGAGCUCUGUUAUACACUCAGACACAUUACUGGGAGUAUUAUUGCUGUGGAGCUCUGUUAUACACACAGACACAUUACUGGGAGUAUUAUUGCUGUGGAGCUCUGUGAUACACUCAGACACAUUACUGGGAGUAUUAUUGCUGUGGGGCUCUGUUAUACACUCAGACACACCAACAAUAUGGAGCUCCUAGAAAAGAGGGACAUGAGGAUAAAAAAGAGGGACAUAGGGAUUGGAUCCCAAAAUUGGGACUGUCCUCCUAAAUUGGGACACUUGAUAGGUAUCCUUGAAGUAUUCCCUUACUUAGAAAGAUAUAUAUAUAUAUAUAUAUAUAUAUAUAUAUAUAUAUAUAUAUAUAUAUAUAUAAAAACUGGGGGACAAUUCAAAAAGUUUGUCUGCCUCUCUUAAAACUGUACUCCUUCAACGUUUUUACCUUAUCUCACCCGUUUUGUCUACAUUUAUCCAACACACUAUAGGUUUCCAUAUAGUCUUCCUUUUCUAAAUACAUUGCUAUUUAUCCCUUGUGAAGUAAUAUCCCAUUUCUCCUGGAUUGUAAUAUGGUUUGAGCAGCAUUUACAACUCUUGUUUGUGUUCGCCUUCUUUGUUACUAUGCAUUUGAUUUGUUAGUACAUCCAUUGUGCUGAGCCAUGUAAUAUCCCAACGCUCUAUAAAUAGUGAGAGCAUUACUGCCAAUUUAGCUCCGCCCCUAGCGCCAAACAGACUAGAGUCAAAACUUAUAAUUUCUUUAAUCCGCUUUAUCAUAUAUCUUUAUAGAAGAAUCUUUGCCUGAAUUCACUAUGUGAUAUGUCACCAUAAUAGCGAAGAAUUAGUCCUACAUUAAAAGCAAUGCCCUAGAGAGACACAUUAAUGUUUGUAAAAAUGUAGGUGCAGCCUUACUUUCUAAAGGUAUAAUUACUGAGAUUAAAAAAACGUAUAAAAUUCAUUCAUAAUGGGGCUUUAAUUAUCUUUAAUAGAAAAGCCCGGGGUAAAUAUGCUCCCUUUCUAUACUUGCAAUUUUACAAUUUUGAAAGUCCAAUAUGUUCCAGUUCAUCCGAUUCUAAGAAACAGGAGCGUUUAUUGUUCCAAGAUAUUGGGAGUUACCAGGAUUAUCUGAAGAUAUUGAGCUAUUAAAACUAAGAAGAAUGAAUAUAUAUGAGUGCUAUUGAGGGUUCCGCAUAUUAAUAAUGGAGGGUUCCCUAAAAAUUAUGUUUAGAACAAAUAGUGUAUUUUAAUGCUAAUACUUCUAUGUUAUACAAUGAUUGGAUUAAUAUAUAAUAAUAAUAAUAAUAAUAAUAACAAAACAAUACAUUACAUCAUUUACAUUUGGAAAUGCUGUUAAGAGGGUGAUUAUUUGAAUGGUAUCAAUCAUAUAUAAAAAAUACAAAGAAAAAUAGUUGGUUAAAUGCUGAAAUGUAUUAAUAUUCUGAAAUUAACAGAUAUAGCACUCUUUUAUGCAGUAGUUUACUUUUUUAAAUCUUUUUUUUUUCUUCAAAAGACAUACAGAUAUUCUGUCUGUAUUCAAUUCCAUAGAAAAUUCUUAUAUUCUGCUUAGAAAUAACUAAAAUGAAAUUUGACAGAUAACGUGAACGUAGGCAAUGAUAUUACAGCUCUGAUAUAUAUGGAUGAUGAUAAGGAGGGUGGAGUAAGAUUUCAGUAAUAAUUACCACUUUUUGUUCAUUUACUACUAGAUGUAAAUCAAUUUAUUAAUAAAAUAUAUAGCUCUUAUUACAUUUUCAAAUUCCCGACACAUAUUCACAAUGUAGACGUAUGUUUUGCACGUUGGCAGACAUCAAGUUAAAACACAUUGUACAUGCUAAUGUGUUCUUAUAAAAUAAAUGACACUCUCAAUCGUACAGUUAAUUACUCUAUUUCUCUUGUGUGUUUUUUUUUCUCUUGUUUCUCUAUUUCUUGUGUCUCUCACAUCUGCGACAGCUUCAGGAUAGUCACUUUGAAAGAUAAUACUAAAUAAUCUGUAAAGAACAAGGGAUAUCCAAUCCAUCAAUGAACUGAGGUAUAAACUGUUACAAAAAUGAAUUUGUCAGUUGAUUGUGUGUGUGUGUGCAUUUUACGUUGCCCAAGGUUAAGGUUACAUUUCUAGAAAGCAGGUCACUUAUCAGUGAAAGGUUUCUUGACAAUGACAGACACAUCUUUUAAAGAAAGUUAUUUGAGGUUUCCAAGGCAGAGAGCCCCGGGCUCUAGGAAGAUCCAGACAUUCUAACCUUCUGUUUGAAUGAGGGUCAUUUGACAACUACAUUAAUUAUCCAUUUUGCAACCCCAACGGAAAAGUUUAACCCACUCUAAUAAUGGGCAAAAUAUUUGUAUUUCAUCUUUUAAGUAGUACACAUGGAAUAGUUUAAUGAUGGGGAAAAUAUUUGCAUUUUAUAUUUAAAGAGUUAACAUCUCUGUACCAUCUCUGUGAGGUGAUUACUGUUAAUGUAUUCAAUAUGGUAGGUACAACUAUUUGUCUAUUACAUAAUAAUAAUGAUGAAAUUAAUAUAGCAUUAACAGCGUUAUUUGACUGGAGGAGUUUAAAGUCCUCCAUCAACACUGGAUUUUCCAGCAGUUAAACUCAAGAUUGACAUUUGGACGCCAGUUAAACCUUUGAUAAUGUGUGUGACAUACGACAAACAGAGGAUAUGAGAACACCGAUGACAAUAUGAAACUAUAGCUUGACCUUCAAUUAGUCCCCGCUCAGAUCUCAAACAAGUUAAUACUCAUAUGUACCAUUAAAGAGAGAACAUAGGCCUGUUCCAUAUCAGACAGAUUCCACCCAUAAGAUUGGACCUGAUACAAAAUAUAACUCUUUCUGCUCGAGAUAUACAGUAAUCCCAGAUAACCAUAUCUUCUUAUAUCUUCUAUUUGGUUUUGUUGCAAUGCAUUUGCUUAGGGUCUCUCUAAGUUGAAAGGGUAUUCCAGACAUUGGGCCCAUGCUCACUGUGUCUAGAGGGGUAUCAGAUAUGCCUCAGUGAUAAGGCACAAAGAAUACCAAAACACUUGUCUAGAGUUGCUGUAUGUCAACUGUUGAGGGAGCUUGCUGGCAUUUCGGAUCUGUACCACCCUUGUGGAUAGGAUCAGUCUGAUAGGUGACAGGCAUAGUUUCUUCCUAUAUUGGCAUAUAUGAGCAAGAACUUGUCGAGACCUGUCAAGACUAACUGAAGGGAAACAUAUUAAGUAUUUUCCAGUUCACUCUGUUCUCAAAUCUUCUGUUUGUUUGAUUUAACCCAUGUGACAGAAUUUUUAACCCACGUACAUGACUUUAUCCUUUUCUGCUCCCUUGAUGGUCGUUCUAUUUAUUCCUUGAUGACUGCCUUUAUAUUUUGGCCAAUCGGCACUGAACUCAAAUAUUUUAGGUAGUAAAUGGGUUUUUAAAAUGAUAUUCCAAUGCUCUGCAUAAUUGGCUCAGGAAUUGUGUUUGUGUUUUUGUCUCCCCUAUGUUUUGACUCUUCCCAUGUGUUUAGAGGUAACCUCACCAGGGAUAUCAGUGAGAUAGUUCAGUGGAUAGGACACUAGCUAUAGUAUCUUGGAGUCAUAGUUUCAAUUACUGCAGCCGUUGAUCUGUCCAAAGUCAAAAAAUAACAAAAAAACAAUUGCAAGACUGUUCACUCCAAAUAGAAGAAUAAUAUAAAUAAGAAAGAAAAACUUUAUUUGAAUAAUAAAAAAGACAGGAAAUGUGACAAUACUUAUCUAUCUCUUAAUGAUCCAUGUAGGGACAGAUAAGUAAGCAUUGCCACAUAUUCCAUAUUAUUUUUCAUUUUUCAUAUCAUGUUGAUAAAAUAUGUACCCAGUAAGUUGGAUAACACCACUUGACCACUGGAUAUACUUGGAAACUAGUGUCAAGUUUUAUGUACCUUUACUAGUUAAAGCAGCUCUAUUACCUUUUGGGAUCUUUCCAUCAUUUGCCAAGACCCCCGAUGGUGUCAUCACCCCUUAGUGUCUGAAUGGAUGGGGAAGGUAUGUUUUACUUACCUGAAGCUGUCCCUAAUGGCCACUACCAUUUGUUUCCAAUGGAUCCUCUUAAUCUCCUGGUGUUUCAUCUGCCAGGAGUCCACGUCAGUGCUGUACUCUUACACAUGCACGAGAGUGCAAUAGUGAGGCCUAUAGGGGAUCCUGCAAGACCACUGGGGCCUCCAUAAAUAUUGUGGCAAUGAGCAAGACAAUGGCUUAUUCCCUCCAUAGUCCCUACUUUGUCACAUGUAUAUUAGGAGAAUAAGAUUUUAAAAGUAGCACAGAUUAUCAGUGAGGAAGAGAAGAAGGUAAGCAUAGGGUGAUCAAGCUUUAAAUACUUUUAUUUUUUAUUUUACAUUUACUUCUUAAUAUUUGACUAUCCCAAUUAAUUUAUCAUCAGAUAUCACUUGACUUUAACAAUGAUUGUUGAGAUAAUUAUCUAAAUUACAUCUUGGGUUGUUCUCAUUGUGAUACAGAGCAUGUGAAAGCUGGCACGAAGACUGAUUAUUACAAUUGGAUAUUUCAUGCCUCGCUAUCAUUUUCCAAAGCAUUACCCUUCAAUUAACUUGUCAGAUCCAAUAGUUCACUCCUUAACUGAGUGACAGGAACUUGCAGAAAACUUAUGAAACUUGGCAAACAAGUUUUUUUUUCUUUUAAACUUACAAACAUGCAGUUUCAUGCAAGUGACAAAUUAACCUUAUCAUCAUAUACAAAGGAUAGGGUUGUUACCAUUUGGAUAACUGAGGCUUCUUACUAGAAAAUGUCUAUAGUGACACAAAGACAGCAAUAUAACACCUUCGUCACAAUAUCCAACUGCAAUAUAAUUGUAGACUGUGUUACACUGGAGGGUUUGUUAGCUAAAGUUUUGGAUUUUUUUGCCCUUAAAUCUGUAAUUCUAUUAGAAUUUUCUUGGGAUUCCAGACCGUCAAACAAAGCAAAACUUAAUGUAUGUAUGAGGUGAGAGGCAAUGUAUAUUAACAAUAAGAUAUGGGUUUCUGCAGCAUGGAGGGUUUGCUCUACAGCUUUUUACUCAAAGUCUCAAAUAUGUUACAAUCCAUUUCAACACAUUGUCUUUCUUUAGCAGAAUUAGUCAGUGGGGCAAUACAUUUUAUAAAUGCAAUAUGAUGUCUGGUUCAUGGCGAUGGGGAAUUUUGUGUUGCUGGGGCCCAAUAUCUCACUUGCGUUUCCAGCUUGGCUGAAAAUCUUGGUCAUAGUUUUCCUCUUUUUUGGAAGUUGUCAGACUGUAUCCAUCCACAGGAAUAACAUAAUGACACCUACUCCUAUCUGUUAGUUGGAUACAAUAGAAAAAGAUAUAUAUGUCAAAAAUACAAUAACAUUGUAAAAAAGACAAUAUCACUGUAGACGACAAAUUUAAUCUAAGGGGGAUUUUGUUUGUGAUGAUGACACUUGAAUAAUGUGAUACAAGGUAAGAUUUAUUUUAAUUAAACAAUUAUUAAUUAGGAUAGACUAAUGAAACCAAUAUAAUGAUCAAUAACCCAUGAUCAGCCAGAUCAAUACAAUCUCUUUCAAAUGUAGAAAAACAUAUCUUUAUCUUCUCUGGUCAGGGGUGGGUAAAUACGACCUUCGGGUUUCUUCACUUCCCAUAAUUCUGUGCAGCCAAUGAAUCCACGCUUCUUUUAUAACAUCAAGACAAUGUUUAGAAUGGUAAAAGAGAAAAAGAUGAAAACACAUUAAUUGGAACAGACAAAAUUUGAGAAAGAAAUACAAUUAGCCAUUCUUCAGAGAUUUCUGAAGAAUCAAAGAAAAUCAGUUCAGAGCUUAAAAACUGCAAAACAUACAACAAAGAAAGGAUUAUUUAAUUGAUGGUUUUCAUAAUUCCUUAGCUCCAGUUUAAUGAACAGAUCAUAACUGAUUCCUGUCCUGAGUAUCCAUUUAAAGGAUAUAACGUGCCAUAGAAAUAACCUGCAAUGACUGAUUUAGCAGGUAGCAGGGGUAAAUGGCCUAUGUCAGUGUGUAGAACAAUUGUAACAAAAUAGCAAUUAUUUGCAGCAUUCCAUUGGUUUCCACAGUGAUUGCUCUAUGUGUAGUAUUUUGUUCCAGAAUUGCUCUUCGCAAUGUGCUUGCAGGUUCGUAGCUAUGCAGCUCGUUUGCUCCAUUCGGGAAUUUCAUGCAUUAUGUUUCCCUCUGUUUAUUUGUCACGUUUCUGAUUUGUCAAAAUGUUGAGUCUAGUUAAUAAUGUCUCAAGAAUCUAGCAUAUAUAAUAGUAUAUUUUCUAUUUGGCUCCAAUUAUCUUAUCAGGUUAGGAUCGAAGGACAGGUUAAAGAUUCCCUAUGAACUCGCUUGUUAUGCCACAAAAUUAUGGGGUGCGUAAGGCUUCUUAUUAGUUAGCAAUUCCUUGACUUGCUUGAAAGAGUUUAUGCAAUCAAGAAUAAUGAUCAAAUUAUGACACUCAUUAGGGAGAGUGUUUUCACAUGAAUGUGAUGCAAUCUCACUUUUUUGUUUUUUUAAUCUGACGGCUCUUGCGUGUUUUAUCUCUUUAUUUUAAAACAGGUGUAAUUUAUGGAGCCAGCAGUCAAAGAAAAUGUUUUCUUGGCACCAAUGCAUAUUUAUUAUGUGAACACUGGAAAGGGUGGCACUAGUGAGUGCCAAGUUUGGGUGUAUCUUCUCAAACUGGCAUCCUCAUCAGGCAUUUCUUUUAGAUUCUCAGCUAAUUUGUAUUAGCAGGUGUAUAAUGUGACGGUAGAAAAACAUACCAUAUCUUACAAAGUGGAACUGCUGAUGACUAUUUUUUUAUUGAAUGUGGUUCCUCAGUCUAGGUUGGAUUUGAGUCACUUUCCCUCUCAGUGUACAACUGACCCAUUGUUGUAGGUUAUACUGCCCCCUUUAAACUUUAGGGGCACUUUAAUUUUGCAACUGUAUGCCCUCCUGCUCAAUGAACUCUGGAUCCACUCAUCGACCCUUAGGACACUGGCCACAACUGUCCAUGAAGCCAUGAGUUAAGGGACAGUGUGCUUCUGCAUCCUGAAGAAGAACCUUUGGACCUACCCAGGGCCGGAUUAACAUAGGGGCUGAUGGAGCUGCAGCUCCAGGCCCAGGCCCAUGGGAUAGGCCCAUUGAUUUAUUAAAAAAUAAAAAAUAAAAAAUAUUUUUUUAAAUAAAAUUUUUUUUUCACACACUACUCUUAGGGAUUCCACCUGGCUUUUAUUUUAUUGCCACAGCCAGUAUUUGAGGCUGCCUGGCUGGUGCCAUUAUUACAGUGAUACUGGCAAUACAAAUGCUGGUAUUUUUCUCAGUAUAAACAAGAGAUUACUAUGCAAUACCAGCACUGGCCAGUAGGGGUCGCUGUGAGUGGAGACAGGCAGGGAUAGGAAGUUCCAGCAUAUCCCUCUCUGCCUAUCUAUACUCACUGAUCUGCAGGGGUGCAGCUACAGAGAGUCCAGACAGCAACUCCCACCCUGCAGAGACAGCCUACAGCUCAGGGAAGUAAGGGAUGGGGGGAAAGGCUGCAAGGAGACAUGGGUACACUGAGACACUAAGGGACAUUGGGAGACAUUAUGACACAGACACAUGGGGACACAGUGUCCCCAUGUCUCCCAGCCAGUGUCCCUGGUGUCUCAGUGCCCCCUAGUCUCCCAGUGCCCCCAGUCUGCCAGUGUCUCACUGUCCCCAUGUCUCUUAGUGCCUCAAGUGUCUCAAUGUCCCCAUGUCUCCAAGCUAGUGUUCCUAGUGUCUGUGGCCCUGGUGUCUCCUUGUCCCCAUGUCUCCCAGUGCCCCCAUGUUUCAUUGUCCCCCAGCCAGUGUCUCUAGUGUCUGUGUCCCCAUGUCUUCAAGUGUCCCCUAUUUUCCCAGUGUCCCCAUGCAUCCCAGCCAGAGUCCCCUAGUCUCUCAGUGUCACUGGUGUCUCCGUGUCCCUAGGUCUCCCAUGUCCUCAGGUCUUCCCAUCUUCCUAGUGACAUGGGGACCCUGGGAUACAUGGGGACACAGAGAGACAUGGGGCAUUGAGACACUGUGAUACAUAGGAUCACUGGGAGACCUGGGGACACGACACUAGGGGACACUGGGAGACAUGGGGCACUGAGACACUGAUACAUAGGAACACUGAGACCUGGAGUAAUCGACACAUGGUGGCACUGGGAGGAAUCCAUCUAUACAGCAGAAUCAAACUAAGUAGUUUUUUGGUGAUUUUACAGCAUUUUCUCUUAUAUCACUCCUUGUGAUUUACAUCAUAUGAUGUCACCCAUACAUAUUUAAUUAUGCAAAUUAGCAAGGGCGGUAUGUUUUUCCAAGAAAGAUGGCAACCCUAACUACUUUUCACAUACUCUUAUUUAAGUAUGGAAACUUAAGAGGGAUGGAUGGGAACAAAACUUGUGUGGACUGGCUGACAAUGAAUAUAGUUAAAGGGACACUAGAGUCACCAGAACAACUACAGCUUGUUGAAUUUGUUCUGGUUAGUAGAAUCAUUACCGUCAGGCUUUUUGCUGUAAACACUGUCUUUUCAGAGAAAAUGCAGUCUUUACAUUACAGCCUAGUGAUAAUUUCACUGGCCACUCCUUAGAUGGCUGUUAGAGAUCCUUCCUGGGUCAUGGCUGCCUAAAAUGCAUCCAAACAUUCAGUGUCUCCUCCCUCUGCAUGCAGACACUGAACUUUCCUCAUAGAGAUUCAUUGAUUAAAUUCAUCUCUAUGAGGAGAUGCUGAUUGGCCAGGGCUGUGUUUGAAUCAUGCUGGCUCUGCCCAUGAUCUGCCUCUUUGUCAGUCUCAGCCAAUCCUAUGGGGAAGCACUGUGAUUGGAUUAGGCCACCACUUCUAAUGAUGUCAGCAGACUGCUUGUUUUCCUGAGUAUAACAGCAUGCAGAGUUACAGCUCCAGGCUUGAAUACAGUAAGAUUUUGCUAUAUUUAUGGAGGUAUGAGGGGCCCAGGAGGGGCUAGAUGGUGGUGUUAACACUAUAGGUUAAUGAAUUCAUGUUUGUGUUCCAGACCCUAUAGUGAUCCUUUAAGGUAAUGCUGACUUUGGUCUCUCUAACACUGUGGCAUGUUCCUUUUCUUCUACACUCACUACAUACGGCUUUUCUCUUUCCCAAACUAUAUACCAGGAGCUUCUGCCUGCUAGUAGGAAGGUAAGGAGACAAGUGGACCAGCAAGUGCUAGGGGACAGUCCUUAGAAAGCGUUGAGCGAGCGCAUCAUUAGAUGCAUUUAUGCCAAGCUCAGGGUGCUGUCUGCAUAGUAUGCCCUUAGUUGGCCAGCUGCAUGAUUGGCAGGCAGCCUGGCAUGCAUUCAUACCAGGCUGGCCUUCUAAUUCUUUGGGCAGACAUAUCCUCUUUUUGGGCAUGUUCGCCCCUUUUGGCAGGUUACGUGAUUUGUGUCAGUGGCACACCCUUUUACCGUGCCCAUUGACUUCCUGCUUGAUUGGACACUGCUGUUAGGGGUUAUGGAUUUACUUGAAAGAUGAAAACAUAAAUUAGUGAGAGAUUAGCCUAGGGUAUGUGUUUUCUUAUAGCUGCUGUUUUCUUUCUCUCCAGCACCAUCUCCAUCAGAUACAUGACGCUUGGGAGUGUUUUACUGUUUUUGGUCGAUAUGAUUCUGUAAUAAGGCCCGUCAUAAUUGUCAGCACCAGGCCCACUGGGCUCUUAAUCUGGCCCUGGACCUACCCAUCUAUAGGCUUGUAUGUAUGUUGACGAUGGGACAACAUUUUUAACUAUAAACUGAAGCACCUCCAUAAUGAAAGUUGGUGUGGUGCAAACUAUGACCUGCCUGAUAUCUAAUUGCCUUUAGCAUCUGUAUGUGGCCAGGAGACCCAAGAUUCACCUUUGGUAUUACACAGAAAUGUCCAGAUAACAGGUUAUAUAAAUGUGCAAUAUACUGUAGCAAACUGUCUACAACUUUUCAUUUGGGCAGGCUGCAGUCAUUAACUUAAUUCAGUUAAUUAAACCAGGAUUACAGGAACCUUCAUAGGUCGGUUGUUAUUUUCACUCUUGUUCUCGUCAGUCACUUGAGAUGAAUGGCUUCUUGCCUUUGGUCACAUUUGCAAUCCCCUGUGUAGAUUCUAAUCUAAUAAUUUCUCAUUUUUGUUUUGUGUUUGGUUGCUUCCAAAGUGGACCAUCUUGAAUUUAAUAGACUAACCCGUAUGUCAUCGUCAACCCUCGGGUCGAGAGUAAUGUAAACAUUACCAAUGAAGAACUGGACAUAUCUCUAAGAUCAGGCUUUAGGGUAUAUGUGUGUAAAUGCCAGGGGUGCUGUCAGUAAGAUUAUGCACUUUCAUGUCAACUUUGUUCCUACUUGUUCAUAAUUAUCAUUCACUGCCGGAAAACAUUCUGUGAUUAUUGUCCUGCAUUCCAACGCAGUUAAUCAGCAUGAUCAGAAGAUCACAGCCCUGCCCUUUAAAUUACCGCGGGGGUACUGAAUAUAAACAAAAUGCACACCCUGAAAUCAGAAUUUUUUUUCUAUUGGGAUAAAGUUUUACUACAAUCAUUACAGAUUGGUAAACUGAUAUACAAUAUUUCCAUGCGCUGUGGACCACAGAUUUUCAAAUCCAUCUUAAAGGGAACUGUUAGAAGUUAUCUAUUUACCUAUAUUUUUAUUGUAUACAUUGUUUUAAAUCAGAGAGAGGCAUGGGUUCAAAUAUAUUAUCAAAAUCAGUAUUUAUAUAAUUAUAUUUUUUAACAUGUCAUACGUAGCGUGGCUUCUAAAAGAGGUCUGUUCGUCUGCACACAUAAUUCUGAAUCUUAAAAAAACUUGUGAUCCACCUGAUGUCUGGUUAAUUUCCCCUGCUAAAUAUCAUCAAUUUAUUGACAAAUACAAAACUAUAUACAUUUUCUGCAAGUUUUUCAACUUUUAGAAGGCGUUGUACCCCCCAAAAAAAAUUUCUUAUGCAAGAAGUUUGACAUGAAAAUCUCAGAACUUAACAUAAUUUUUUUUGUGAAUAAACUCACUGUGAAGGAGUUAAUCCUGUAGUUUGUUUAUGUCUCAACUAACUAUACAAACUUCAGAGAAAUAUAUGCUAUAUAGUCUGUUUGUUUAAAGUAAAACUGUACCCUCUAUUGGUCUGAAUAAACUAAACACACCUGCCUUGUCCUCCUUGUUCAGAUUAUUCUAAGGCGAUUUCCUAUUCGAAUAAUAUGUUCUCCUCAUCUAAUUGUGUUUCGACAUUAUUAUGAGGUCAGUUCACAAAACAGUAACAAGGUUUUUCACUAAAUUGAGGAUUCAAUGUGAAUUCAAGGUACAUUUCAAAUUUAAGGACAAAGUAUUCAAAUUACAGUAAAGCAUGGCUGAGUUAGAGAAUGUUUCAUUUUCAGCUAGUUUGACCUUAAAUUUGAAAUUCACUUUGAAUUCUCCCUUUAGUGUAUAAUUUUGAAAAAAAUCCUCCUCUUCAGAAAAAACUAUGGACUCCCACAGCUGUCAUUAUUUACUCAUCUUAGUUAGUGGGUCCCCAGAUUUUUUGUGGCUGUCCAAUUAUAGCCCAAUGCAUCUGAAUGAGUAGUCAUUACAAGGCAGGUGCUCUGGGCAAUUCCUGCUUCUUGAGUGCAGUUCCACUGAGCUAACCAAACCAGGAAGUAACAGGACCAAUUGACUGAUUGACACCUGUUGGUUGGGUUGGGAGGGGGUGGGGGUAUUUUGUAACUCAGGAUUUUUUACCUAAAUUGUUCAAAUUGUGUUUCAACUCCGUAAAGCUUUCUGACUGGCAAAUAGACUUUUUUUUUUGCUGUCAUAAAUGUUUUCCUUUAUAUUCAGCAGCUAAACUCACUCAGGUUAUGUAAUUAUUUAUCAAGUAAUUAUAAGAAGUCGCAAAGAAUCGACAAACACAGAGCAAUUUCGACACUGCAUAAUGCGGGCACUCCUUGUCUCAUUGAAGUGCUGGGACAUACGUGAUUUCUUGGUGCUAUGCUUUUAGGCAGACGUUGAUAUCUGCAGCUGCUAUCAUUUUAAUUAAAGGGACACUAUAGUGACCAGAACAACUACAGUUUAUUCAAUUUGUUCUGGUGUGUAGAAUCAUUACCUUCAGGCUUUUUGCUGUAAACCCUGCCUUUUUAGAGAAAAUGCAGUGUUUACAUUACAGCCUAGUGAUAACUUCACUGGCCACUCCUCAGAUGGCUGUUAGAGAUCCUUCCUGGGUCAUGGCUGCCUAAAAUGCAUCCAAACAUUCAGUGUCUCCACCCUCUGCAUGCAGACACUGAACUUUCCUCAUAGAGAUUCAUUGAUUCAAUUCAUCUCUAUGAGGAGAUGCUGAUUGGCCAGGGCUGUGUGAAUCAUGCUGGCUCUGCCCCUGAUCUGCCUCCUUGUCAGUCUCAGCCAAUCCUAUGGGGAAGCAUUGUGAUUGGAUUAGGCUACCACUUCUGAUAAUGUCAGCAGACUGCUUGUUUUUUUGAGGCAAACAGCAUGCAGAUCUACAGCUUCAUGCUUGAAUACAUUAAGAUUUUGCUAUAUUUAUGGAGGCAUGAGGGACCCAGGGGGGAUAGAUGGUGGUGUUAACACUAUAGGGUCAGGAAUACAUGUUUGUGUUCCUGACCCUUUAGUGAUCCUUUAAGCCUUCUCAUGAUAAUUAUAUUGCUUGCAUAAAGGAGCUGAGGAGACAGAUACAUGCAACUCUUCUUCCUAGCUCCUCUCCUGAAUCUAAUGGGAGAGGGGUGAAUUUAUAGCAGCAGAUGUAACAGAAAUUUAACCGUAGCUAUGUUAAAAGAUACUAAGAAUAAUGUACUGAAAUAAAAUAUAUAUAUAUUUGAAUUUCAUCCUUAUUUCUCUGUACAUAAUUAGUUCAUAUAAAAAUUCAAAGAUUGUUUAUUUGUUUUAUUUAAUUCCAGUUUCACAUGGCUCUCGGGUCAAGUUCAUCGGAAUUUCUUGUCCAAGUUUUCCGGACAUGUGGUGGAAUUGUUCGAUGAGGAGUUCCGACAUCUGUAUAGCUCAUCCAAGCCAGUGAUGGGUUUAAAGACACCAGCACCAAUGGCACCUGUAUUAAAGCAGCAAAACAGUAAGAGCACAGAAUAUUUAAUUAUUAGUCAUUUUUAUAUAUAUAUUUAUUCGGGAUACUUUCAAAUAUUGUAGUUUCCUACUAAAAUAACAUGAAGAUUCGCUGGGAACACGACGUGUAGAUUUAAUUGUGUGAUUGCAAAUGAUGUAAAGCUGUCGAAAGACACAGUUCCAAACAUUUUAACUAUCACAAUACAAUUUAUUUGGCUUUAAGCUAUCGUUACCGUGGCUUUCUUUGGUGACACCUCUUUAGUUUUUUAAAUGUAUCUUCCCUCACUGAUUCACCGGGCUUCCACCAAUCAGCAUCUCCUCAUAGAGAUGCACUGAAUCAAAUUAAAUUAGGAAUAAAUAGAGGAAAUGUAUGCAUUUUAAUUAAGAAUACUUUUAUAUAUAUCUAUUCCUAUUUUAAAAAAACAAAACAUUUUUGCUGAUCAAUUAUGAGGCACCUGAAAUUGAAUUAAAGAGUCAGAAACCGACCGAUAAGACACUUGAGGGGCGGACAUCAGACUAGUGACUAAAGAUCAGCAGGCGGAAACAUAGCCGGAAAAGACUCCCAGUGGCAUAUCACGGACAAGACAGGGGCUCCCCGACCACAAUACAUGAGUAGCAGCCUCCAUGGACUUGGCCCCACUAGGCUUGUACCCACCGUUACACAAUACCCAUGUUCCACCGUGAUCAUGAAUAACUGUAAACCUGCAAGAUGCCCUCCGGCACUAAUGUUUUACUAAUGAUGUCAACGCUGUUACCUUUAUUAUCACAUGACGGUUUAUAUAUGUCAAAUAUUGUUUUGUAUACCACUGUCUACCACUCAAGCGAAAAUAAAGAAUGGAAAAAAUAAAUAAAUAAAGAACCAGAAACCGUAGCUCAUCCAUAUCUCUUUGUUUCAUAUAAUUCCAGGUAUUAGUAUGAUGUCCGACAGCAGUUCUGCAAUCAGCCCCAAUACGACGUCUGAAAAGCUCAGUGGUUCUUCUGCAACGAGCAUCUCCCAUGUUUCGCUGCGCCCGUCAUCUCCAAUAAACAUCCCACCACCUCUACAGCAAUUCUCAUCUUCAACAAACAUUGCACCACCUGUACGACAAUCCUCAUCUCCAACAAACAUCCCACCACCUGACCGGCAAUCCUCAUCCCCAACAAACAUCCCACCGCUUGUACGGCAAUCGUCAUCUCCAACAAACACACCGCCUGCCCAAACAUCACUGCACAGAAUGAAUUCCUUCCAUAAUUACUCAUCUUAUAGGACUCCAACUUCUCCAACCAACUAUCAGCCUACUUAUUACCAAAGGAAUCAUGUGCAAGAGACACCUACAUUCCUUUACAACAAGAACGCCAACAUUUAUCGGUCACUGAGAGAGAGGCGCGAAGACUUUACCACCUCCAGGUUUACUCAAAGCUGGAGAUUAUUUACUUAAUCUACCACACUUUCAUUUUAAAACUAAGUGGCUCUCUCUGUCACGAUUGGACAGCUCAUGUCCUCUGCUGGCUGAGCAUGCUGGGCACUGAAAUCCAGCAGCAGCUGCAAAUUUGCAGCCCCUGGUCCAUGCACUGAUAUUGUAUGCACUAAGAAUGAAAUAAAAAUAUAAAAGGGUAUAUAUAUCAUAGUUUAAAAACAAUUAUAGAAAAAAAAAGAUUAUCUAUGCAAAAUCUCUGAAUCUUUUGAUUUUGCAAGUAGGUGCUGUGAAGAAUCCAUUUUUUUAACCAAUUAAAUGCUGUGUAUCAGAUUCCUUUAGGGUUAAAGCUGGUGAAAUUAAUAUUUAUUAUUAAUAUCCAGCUGUGUUUUUUUCUUCUUCUUUAAUUAGAUUAUAUUCCCUGUAAUAGAAUCAGUUUAUCAAAUGGCGAUCCAACAUUGAAGUUAUUUUUUUUUAUCAUGUAGUACUGAAACAUAAUUCUAGGGAGUUUAAUGCUUAUUCUCUAUACUGGGAAAAAGAGAUUUGAGAAGGAAACCACUAGACCAAAUGGACUAUUUGAAACUCAAAUUUUUAAUUCCUUUUAUCUGUUCUCCUCACUUCCUGGAUCAGGUCAAAUAAACUCUCAUGAGAUAUCCUUUUUCUUACAUUUUGCAUAUAUGUUUGCAAUUUUUUUUAUGGCUGCCGCUUUGCUAUAACGAACAAUGAUGAUGUGUUAACAUUGUAACACAAUAUUGUAACAACGGAUGCUUAGAAAUCUCACAGUAAGGUACAAUUAAGCUACACUAGACUAAAGUGUAAAAAAUAUUUGUUACUUAAUAUACAGAUACGGGCAUUCUCUAAUUACUCAAGAGAGUAAUAUAUUAUCUCAAAUUUGUGUUUUUAGGAGCCUAAGUGCAAAUAAGUUAAAAAUGUAUUUUUUAACCUAAAAAUAGAGUAUUGCGCAGAAAUGGAUGCAGAUAUUAAUUCUUGUACAUCUUCAAAUUAUAUUAUUUGUGUAACGUGUAUGGGAUAAAUAUACAUUAUUUUCUCAGAAAAUUGCUAAUUUUGUCUACCU